Molecule: messenger RNA, 3090 nt
Organism: Mytilinidion resinicola
Lineage: Eukaryota; Fungi; Ascomycota; Dothideomycetes; Mytilinidiales; Mytilinidiaceae
Exons: 3
Coding region: 1-3090 (1029 amino acids)
Biological process (GO): protein processing
Cellular component (GO): mitochondrial matrix
Molecular function (GO): metal ion binding
Source: RefSeq, a predicted model, not a curated record
AUGAAAGCGUUAACGUGUGAGGAGCGGGAGAGCCGCCCGUUUCGUCGAGGAUUCGCCGCAGUGAGCGAUGUCUCCAGCCAGCCAAAGAUCGGAGAGCAACUUCACGGCUUCACUCUCAAGCGCGUCAAACAGGUCCCUGAGCUGGAGCUCACGGCUUUCCAGCUCCAGCACGACAAAACCGGUGCCGACUACCUCCACAUCGCCCGCGACGACUCCAACAAUGUCUUCUCCAUCGGCUUCAAAACCAAUCCACCAGAUGACACGGGGGUUCCGCACAUCUUGGAACAUACUACCCUCUGUGGAAGCGAGAAGUACCCCGUUCGCGAUCCCUUCUUCAAGAUGCUUCCUCGGUCACUAUCGAAUUUUAUGAACGCCUUUACUUCUGCCGAUCAUACUUCCUAUCCUUUCGCCACCACAAAUGCGCAAGAUUUUAGGAACCUGAUGUCGGUGUAUCUCGAUGCGACUCUUCACCCGUUGCUCAACUCGAACGACUUCACGCAGGAAGGGUGGCGAAUAGGCCCCGAGAACCCUUUGGCAGUCGCUUCAGGAGAAGGGGGAGAAGCGAAGAAACUCGUCUUCAAGGGCGUUGUCUACAAUGAAAUGAAGGGCCAAAUGUCGGAUGCUAGCUACCUGUUUUACGUCCGAUUCCAGGACCACCUCUUUCCCGAUAUCAACAAUUCGGGCGGGGACCCUCAAAAGAUUACCGAUCUCACAUGGGAGCAAUUGCGGAAGUUCCACGCCGACCACUACCAUCCGAGCAACGCAAAGGUUUUCACAUAUGGCGACCUCCCAUUAGCCGACCAUCUUAAAGAAAUCGAUGCUAGAUUGGGUCAAUUUAGCCAAAUUCAAGUGGAUAGCGACAUCAAAGCACCAAUAAGUCUAGAUGAUGGUCCGAAGUAUGUCACAGUCAAGGGGCCCACAGAUCUCCUCAUGCCGCCAGACAUGCAGUACAAGACGUCCACCACAUGGCUUAUGGGAGAUACUACCGAUGUUCUCGAAAACUUCUCUCUGGGUCUCUUGGGUAACCUUUUACUCGAUGGCUACGGAUCCCCAUUCUAUCGUAACCUCAUCGAAUCAGGACUUGGUGCAGAUUUUAGCCCAAACACUGGGUAUGAUAGUGCUGGAAAAGUUGGCGUGUUCUCUGUUGGAUUAAACGGAGUCAAGAUGGAAGAUGUUCCAAAAGUCAAAGAGGCUGUCGCCAAAACAUUUUUGGAAGCCAGGACAAACGGAUUUGACAAAAUCAAGGUUGACGGUAUCCUACAUCAGCUUGAGCUUUCUUUGAAGCACAAGACGGCGCACUUUGGUAUGGGUGUCAUGCAGAGACUACAGCCGGGCUGGUUCAAUGGUGUCGAUCCGAUGGAUGCCUUAGCUUGGCAAGAAACUGUCUCCGCCUUCCAAAAUAGAUAUGCCAAGGGAGGUUAUCUCGAGAGUCUACUCGAUAAAUAUCUACUAAACGACAAAACGCUCACCUUCACCAUGGAGCCAUCGGAAACAUACAGCGAAGAAUUAGUCGCUGAAGAGAGCCAAAGACUCGCGGACAAAAUCUCUGAGACCACCGAGAAAUUCUCGAGCAAAGAAGAGGCCGAACAAUACCUGGAAAAGCGCGAGCUCGAGCUUCUAGAGGUCCAGGAAAAUGCAAGAAAUGCAGAUCUUAGCUGCCUCCCAAGUGUACAUGUCAAAGACAUACCUCGUCAAAAAGAAAGGAAAGAAGUCCGACACAGCUCCCUGGGCGAUGUGAAGGUUCAAUGGCGGGAAGCUCAUACUAACGGACUGACCUAUUUCCGUGCUAUCCAGCAACUUGAGAAUCUCCCUGAUGAGUUACGAGAAAUGAUCCCUUUGUUUAGCAGCGCGAUUAUGCGACUUGGCACCGAAGACAAGACUAUGGAACAGCUCGAAGAGCUGAUCAAGCUCAAGACUGGCGGCAUAUCCGUUGGAUAUCAUUCCUCGCCUUCUCCGGAUUCUGUAGAGUCAUACCAGGAAGGGCUCUCUUUCACUGGCUAUGCGUUAGAUCGAAACGUGCCCGCAAUGUAUGACUUACUUCGGACAGUCAUCUUCGAGACAAAUUUCGACGGACCUGAGGCAGAAAAGCAAAUCCGGGAACUGCUCCAGAGUUCCUCAAGUGGCGCUGUCAAUUCCAUUGCAGAAACGGGUCAUUCUUUUGCUCGCACGUUUGCAGAGGCUGGAUUGACUCCAAUUGGACGCCUGAACGAACAGACUGGUGGUUUGUCACAGAUCAAACUUACCACUGGUCUGGCAUCGCGUCCUGUUUCCGAGUCUCUGGAUGACGUUAUCCAGAAGCUGAAGGCCAUACAGUCCAUCGCCAUCUCGAAUAGCACGACAUUUCGAGUGGCUCUCAACUGCGGUAACGAGAGCUCAUCGUCCAACCAAGAAGCCUUGCAGCGAUUUCUGACUGGGCUGCCAACCGAAUCUGCAAAUAUCACCUCGACUUCCGAACGACUACAGUACCCUCGAAACUCUAAAUCGUUCUUCCCCCUACCAUAUCAGGUCUACUAUGCUGGCCUCGCCAUUCCAACAGUUCCUUAUACCAAUGACGCCGGAGCUCCACUGGAAAUCCUAGCCCAGCUCCUGACUCACAAGCACCUACAUCACGAGAUUCGUGAGAAGGGCGGUGCAUACGGAGGCGGAGCUUACAGUCGGUCUCUCGGCGGCGUAUUCGGCUACUACAGCUAUCGUGAUCCGAACCCCCAAAACACCAUCAAGAUCAUGACCGAGGCCGGCGCCUGGGCCCGCGAUCGCAAUUGGACAGCCCAAGACCUGGAAGAGGCCAAGCUGAGCGUCUUCCAGGGUUAUGACGCGCCGCAGAGCGUCAGCCAGGAGGGCAUGCGACUCUUCCUCUCCGGAAUCGACGACGACAUGCUCCAACGGCGGAGAGAGCUUCUCCUCGACGUCACCGCCGAGCAAAUCAAAGCUGUAGCGGACAAGUACCUCGUACAAGGUGCUUCGCGCAGCAACCUCGCCAUCUUAGGUGAACGUAGAGACUGGGCCACCAAGGAAGCCGGGUGGGACAUCCGUGAUCUAGGAAUGGCCGACAAGAUCAAGGAGAUCACGAAACAAUCGCCAGAGCAGUAG